This is a messenger RNA of Prorocentrum cordatum, 1482 nucleotides long. NCBI's taxonomy places the organism in Eukaryota, Dinophyceae, Prorocentrales, Prorocentraceae. The record is from the annotation of a GenBank genome assembly.
GAGUUUCAGCGACGCCGAGCAGUCUACAGCCCCCUCGAUGACGUACCGCAUUGCAUUCGAGGGAGUCCACAACAAGAAGAAGCUGCCCACCGCAUCGCUGGACGACAAGCCGCUCGACAAGCUCAGAAAGAAGCUUCAAGACAAAGAGAUCGCUUGGAAGGACAUCCCCGAGGAACACAAGCCACUCUACCGAAAAGCCAUCGCCGAGCACUGGGAGGAAUGGAAGAAGUUUGGUUCCGUGAAGGCGCUUUCACUGGAGGAAUCUCAACAAUCCCGGACCGAGAAUGACAGCAACCGCUUCCUGCGGUCUCGCUUCGUGUUCCAUGACAAGAAUUUCAAUAUCCGCACCGAAGCUAAACCCGUGCCGGUGAAGGCCAAGGCUCGACUAUGUGCUGGAGGACAUCGUGAUCCAGAUCUACAGACAGGAGCUCUACGGACAGACGCUCCUACAGUGACGCGAACCAGUUCGCUACUGUUCUUUAUCAUGGCGGCGCGUUUCGACUGGAGCCCAGUGCGCGCCGACAUCAUGUCCGCGUUCAUGCAGGGAAAAGAGCAGCCCAGAGACAAACCUCUUUUCGUGGAGCAGCCGCCCCAAGGUCUACCAGAACUUCAACCAGGACACGCAUUACGCAUUGUCAAGGGCAUUUUUGGACUGGCGACUGCCCCGCGGAAGUGGUGGGCUACUCUCAAGAACGCACUGCGUAAGGUUGAUCUCGUGAGCAAGGAUGGCCACAAGUUCCACUUAGUUCAAAGCUUGGUGCAUCCAGCUUUAUUUGUGGGACAUGGUUCAGACGGAACUCUGCAAGCUAUUGUCUGUGACCACGUGGAUGAUUUACUGAUUGCUUCCAGUACUCAAGCCAGCUAUGGUAUAAUCAAGAAGCUGUUUCCGUUCGGAGGUUGGCAAGGGCUAGAUUUCACCUUUUGCGCCAAGGAUGUUGUCCAGCGUUCAUACGGAGCAGUUCGAAUGAGCCAGUCAGUAUUCGCCGAGAGGCUAGAACCACUCGAGUUGACCUAUGAGCGCAAACGAGAUCUAGGAUGCCCUGCCACUGAGAUCGAGAUCGCCGAGAACCGGAGCUUGAUUGGCAGUUUGGGUUGGCUCGCUACGCAAACUCGACCAGACCUAGCUGCGGGAGUUUCGAUGGCUCAGAGAGUGCAGAACUCGCCGACGGUGGCCGACCUGAUCGAGGCGAAUCGCAUCGUAUCCGAGGCCAAGCGUUACAAUGAGACCGCCAUCGCGAUCCCGAAGUUGCAGGGCGAGCUCUGCAUUCUAGUGUUCCAUGACGCUGCGUGGGCCAACGUGGACGAGCCAGACGACAAGGUAGCCGGCACCGCCUGGUGGUGUCGACGCCGCAUGCGCCCCGCCUACGCUUCGGAGGCUCCGAAGAGGCUCAAGGCUAAGAGCCGGGCGGGAUUUCUACGAUUCGUGGCCGAAAAGAGGAUCAUCCAGGACGGAGAAGGCAAGGCAGCUUUGGUUGAUUGGAG